This is a messenger RNA of Nestor notabilis (Kea), 1320 nucleotides long. RefSeq names its product chromosome unknown open reading frame, human CXorf30. NCBI's taxonomy places the organism in Eukaryota, Metazoa, Chordata, Aves, Psittaciformes, Psittacidae. The annotation marks the transcript as partial. The transcript has 10 exons. The record is from RefSeq and is a predicted model, not a curated record.
GUGUAAUUUCAUUUGUUGCUGAAGUUGAAGACCAACAGCAGUCUCGGCAUAACAGCUCACCAGAGAAGACAGAUGGUGAACAGGCCCUUCUGAAAUUGUCAGCAGAGACACCACAAACUGUUGAUGCAGCACACACGGACUUGGAACAGCUUGAUUCCCCAAAUAAACUAACAUUUUGUUUUGAAACAAUUCAGAUGCAGCAAUGCUCCCAGGACCUAUGGCCCACAUGGAAUUUUGUGGGCAUGGAUACCAUUGGAAUUCAUAUUCCCAUCAGUAAUCCCUCAGAUAAAAUUCUCAAGCUGAAUGUGGUGCUGGCGAAUCAGUCACUUCAUGGACAAAACACUUUCACUCUUAGUCCCAGACAAACAUUUUUGUAUGAACUUAAGUUUUCCCCAGUUGUUGUUGGCACUUCAGAUGAAAAUGUCAUAUUCCUGUCAGAUAUGAUUGAAGAGUUCUGGUAUGCACUGAAGUUGAUUGUAGACAAACCAUUGCCAACUAAUAUACCUGAAAUAGAAUGUGAGCUUGGAAAAUGUUCUCGUCUAUACAUACCUCUCUUUAAUCCUACCCAAGAAACUCUGGAGCUAGAAUUUGUUAACAGCAAUCCUAGCAAUUUUUCAAUUGAGACUGAUCCAAAACACCCUGUGAUUGUUGCUCCUCAUUCCACCACUGAAGUACCUGUGCAAUUCUGCCCAUCUGCCCUUGGAAGAGGCAAUCACAAGGCAUCAAUAACCUUCAGCUGUUCACAGCUUACAGAGUGGAUAUUUAACCUUUCCGGGACUGGUCUUCCUCCUCAGCUAAUGGAACCAACCAGCAUAAGUGCAUGCAUUGGCCAGCGAUCUUCUGGCAUGAUAUCCUUCAAAAAUCCAACUCCUGAAAACGUGGUGGUGGAUGUCAUGCUGACAGGAAUCCGAUUAGCUCCAAAACAAAAGCUGAACAUCCCAGUGUUAUUCAUGCCAGAUACAAUGAAAACUUAUGAGGCGGUAGUGGUAAUUCAUGUAAUGAGGGAAAAUGGUGAAAACUGGCCAUAUGAGGAUUCUGCUGAAUUAAAUAAAGACUUAAAGAGUGUUACUGUAGCAGAGAAUGGGGGAAUUAAGGGAAUACUCUGGAUCUAUCCAGUUCAUGGAUUACCUGAAGCACCACAGCAGAAAUUAAUUCCAACUGUGGUACGCUGUCAAGCCAGGCAGAGAGUAGAAAGACGAGUAGAAUUGCUGCUGACUGGUGUACCUCCUGGUGCAACUGCUAUGCCUGCUGCAAGGAAUUCUGCUAUGGUCAAUACAAAUAAGCCAGCCAAUAUCCAAGAAAAUAUUCAAGUCCCUGAUG